This is a messenger RNA of Aureococcus anophagefferens, 947 nucleotides long. RefSeq lists its product as hypothetical. The record is from RefSeq and is a predicted model, not a curated record. Gene Ontology annotation, biological process: protein folding in endoplasmic reticulum. Bases 45 to 947 code for a protein of 300 amino acids. The transcript is spliced from 2 exons. Gene Ontology annotation, molecular function: protein-folding chaperone binding; misfolded protein binding. Gene Ontology annotation, cellular component: endoplasmic reticulum. NCBI's taxonomy places the organism in Eukaryota, Pelagophyceae, Pelagomonadales, Pelagomonadaceae.
CAUCGACGCGUGUCGCGCCGCUGUGCUGCCAGCUCGCUGCAGCGAUGCUGCGCCUCGCGGUCGGAAUCGCCGCCGCGCUGAGCUCGCCGCUCGCACAUGCCGAAACGACGACGCGCGCGCCGCCCGAGGAGAGCGCUGGCUCGCUGCGAUCGAAAGCUGACGAGGCGCUCAUCAGCGGGCGGACCGACGAGGCGCUGAGCCUGCUGGGCAAGGCCAUCGGCCUCGAGCCCCUCAACGAGCGGAAUCUGUACAAGCGCGCGCGCGUCUACCUGCGCGCGAAGCGCAUCGCGGACGCCAUCGGCGACCUCGGCGCCGCGUUAAAGCUCGCGCCCGAGUACGAGGCGGCGCUGGCGUCGCGCGCCAAGGCGCUCGCGUCCGUGGGCCGCUGCGCCGAGGCCGGCGAGGACUGGAAGGUCGCGCGGCUCGUGGCGAAGAAGGACGCCGCGAAGCGCGACGCGGACGCGGGCGCGGCGGCGGCGGCCGCGUGCGUCAAAGAGCUCGCCGACGCCGCGAGGGCGCGGAAACGGGGCGACCGGCGCCUCGAGCUCGAGCACCUCAACGUCGUCCUGGAGACCUACGCCGACGCGCAGCCCGCGGCGCUCCUGCUCGACCGCGCGCGCGCGCACGCGGCGAACGGCGACUGGUACCCGCUGCGCUACGAGUGCGAGGGCUGCGGGAAGCACCAGCGCAUCGGCCAUCCGAUGUGGCGCUACCAGGCGAGUCCGACGGAAUUCGGCACGACGACGUGGGCGUGCCACCGCCUCUGCCGCCGGCAGACGAACUGGAGGCUCAUCGCGGAGGACGUCCGCCGCGUUCCCGACGGCGACGCGCCCGAGUCGUGGGGGCGCAGGGACGAGUGGCUCCGGAGCGUCCGCGAGUACCGCCUGCGCCGCCUCGCGGAGGGCCCGCCGGAGCCCGACGAGGGCCGCCGCUGUACCCUGAGUUAA